Mastomys coucha (southern multimammate mouse) is the source of this 4947-nucleotide messenger RNA. It is a transcript of the gene Syn3, whose product is annotated as synapsin III. The record is from RefSeq and is a predicted model, not a curated record. Gene Ontology annotation, molecular function: ATP binding. Gene Ontology annotation, cellular component: synaptic vesicle; synaptic vesicle membrane. Gene Ontology annotation, biological process: neurotransmitter secretion. The coding region runs from base 542 to 2281 and encodes 579 amino acids. Lineage: Eukaryota; Metazoa; Chordata; Mammalia; Rodentia; Muridae. The transcript has 14 exons.
AGCAGAGCUGUAACAGAGGGGUUAAUCAUGAUCCUUUCUUCUCUCUCUCUCUCUCUCUCUCUCUCUCUCUCUCUCUCACUCCGCCUUUCCUUAGUGUGAGGAAAUAGCAGAGCUCAGCACACUGUUGGCAUUUGCUUUCCAAUAAAAGCCACACUCGCCUCCUGCCUCCCUCCCAAGUAGAGCACAUGUUCCAGUAGUACUACAGAGGAGGACCUAGGAGGGGUGGGAAGAGUUGGAGGAGGAGGAGGAAGAGGAGGAGUUGUUCUUUAGAUGAAAGAGAGCCCCUUUGCAGGGCUCCAUGCCAUGUGGAUGGGCACAGCUCCACAUGCCCCAUUUAACAGCCACCUGCUUCUGAGCAUUGUUCAACCUGGAGGGAUCCUCAGAACUAGGAGGUAAACAGAGUUCUGUGGAGCCCACUUCUGGUGGUGCAGAAGCCCUGGGAUCCUCUGACCCCAAGCUUCCAGCUCCCUGUAGCUGGCCACCUGCACUUCAAACCCCAUCUAGUUGAUUUUGUGUGGAAGGAUUCCCAUCCAUCGCAGCCAUGAACUUCCUCCGGAGGCGGCUGUCUGACAGCAGCUUUGUGGCCAACCUGCCCAAUGGCUACAUGCCGGACCUGCAGCGCCCAGAGAGCUCCAGUAGCUCCCCGGCAUCCCCAGCCACAGAGAGGAGGCACCCCCAGCCCCUGGCUGCCUCCUUCUCAUCUCCAGGAUCCAGCUUGUUCAGCUCCUUCUCCAGUGCCAUGAAACAGACCCCACAGGCCCCCUCAGGGCUGAUGGAACCACCGACUCCUGUCACACCCGUGGUUCAGAGACCCAGGAUCUUGUUGGUGAUCGAUGACGCCCACACGGACUGGUCGAAGUAUUUUCAUGGGAAGAAAGUGAAUGGUGACAUUGAGAUCCGAGUGGAACAGGCUGAGUUCUCCGAGCUGAACCUGGCUGCUUAUGUUACUGGAGGCUGCAUGGUGGACAUGCAAGUUGUGAGAAAUGGCACCAAAAUUGUGCGGUCCUUCAAACCUGACUUCAUCCUGGUCCGACAGCAUGCCUACAGCAUGGCCCUGGCUGAGGACUACCGGAGCCUGGUCAUCGGCCUCCAGUAUGGAGGGCUUCCUGCUGUCAACUCUCUCUACUCCGUAUACAACUUCUGCAGCAAGCCUUGGGUGUUCUCUCAGCUCAUUAAGAUCUUCCAUUCCUUGGGCCCUGAGAAGUUUCCACUAGUGGAGCAAACAUUUUUCCCCAACCACAAGCCAAUGCUCACAGCCCCGAACUUCCCGGUGGUGAUCAAGCUGGGGCAUGCCCACGCUGGCAUGGGAAAGAUCAAAGUAGAAAACCAGCAUGACUACCAGGACAUCACCAGUGUGGUGGCCAUGGCCAAAACCUAUGCCACCACGGAGGCCUUUAUUGACUCCAAGUAUGACAUCCGCAUACAGAAGAUUGGAUCCAACUACAAGGCAUACAUGAGAACCUCCAUCUCUGGAAACUGGAAGGCCAAUACAGGCUCUGCUAUGCUGGAGCAGGUGGCCAUGACGGAAAGGUACAGGCUGUGGGUGGACAGCUGCUCAGAGAUGUUCGGCGGCCUAGACAUCUGUGCUGUCAAGGCUGUCCACAGUAAGGACGGCAGAGAUUAUAUCAUCGAGGUCAUGGACAGUUCAAUGCCCUUGAUUGGAGAACACGUGGAAGAGGAUAAACAGUUAAUGGCUGACCUUGUUGUCUCCAAGAUGAGCCAACUCCUGGUGCCAGGGGCCACGGUGCCCUCACCCUUGAGACCUUGGGGUCCACAGACCAAACCUGCAAAGUCUCCAGGGCAAGGCCAGCUAGGACCUCUGCUAGGACAACCCCAGCCAAGGCCACCUCCACAAGGGGGCCCUCGUCAGGCUCAGUCUCCUCAGCCUCCCAGGUCCAGAAGUCCAUCCCAACAGAGACUCUCCCCACAAGGCCAGCAGCCUGUGAGUCCCCAGUCAGGAUCUCCACAGCAGCAAAGGUCACCAGGCUCUCCACAGCUAUCGCGGGCAUCUGGUGGCAGUUCUCCAAACCAGGCCUCCAAGCCAAGUGCCAGCCUCAGUUCACAUAACCGGCCUCCUGUGCAGGGACGAAGCACCUCCCAGCAGGGUGAAGAGCCCCAAAAGCCAGUAUCGCCUCACCCCCACCUCAACAAAUCUCAGUCCCUGACUAAUAGCCUCAGCACGUCGGAUACCUCCCAUCGAGGGACCCCAAGUGAAGAUGAGGCCAAGGCUGAGACAAUCCGCAACCUGAGGAAGUCCUUUGCCAGCCUCUUCUCCGACUAGCCCCUCUCCAGGCUGGAGGACAGGCGGGCAGGAAGACUCAAUGACUGGAGCCUUUCUCUGGUUCCCUCCUUCUCAGACUUGGUUCCUGAUGGAAAUAUGCUUCCUAAAGACCCAGGAACUGGUGAUCUAUAUUCAUUCCCCCCUCCUUGGCCAUGACAUUCCAAUGCUGUCUGACUGAACGGUAGCCUUGAGAGCCCCUAGGUUCCUCAGCACGGGCCUUCUAGACAGACAAGGCAUCACUACAUCCACCAUACGCCUGCUUCCCUGCCGCCAGUACCAAGUGAGAUGUCUGUGUGGCUUGUUUUUGCAGUCUUAUUAGUAUUUUGCUUGCCUUUGGGCAGAGGCCCCCUUCUAGGCCUUGACUCACCUCAAUCAAAUGCAUACAUUGUAGUCGGACCUCAGCAACACAAGAGGCAAUACUUUUUAAUGGUGUUUUUGCAAACAGAAAUAGGGAAACCCAGCCUGGGAGCCCACUACUCACCUAAAGCAACCUAGUGCCAUCCUUGCUGGGAGUAGGUCAACAAAGGCCCCAUCACAGAUGGCCCUCAUGGUGAUCUUGAUGUUAACAGAAUGAAGCAAUACCCUAUGCAACAAGUGGGACCUUUCACAGCAGGACAGAGGAGCUGGGCAGUGGUGGCACACGCCUUUAAUUCCAGCACCUGAGAGGCAGAGGCAGGUGGAUUUCAAGUUCAAGGCCAGCCUAGUCUACAGAGUGAGUUCCAGGAUAGCCAGGGCUAUACAGAGAAACCCUGUCUCGGGGGAAAAAAAAGAAGAGGACAGAGGGAAACCCACAGAGCCAACAGCAGGAAUCCAGAAGAAAGAGCCUGUGUUCCCUGGGGAGAGAGUCACAGGAUUGUGCCUGUGUGACCUCACACAGAAUCUGUCCUUUUUCAUCCUUAAGGCUAGAUGGGAACCCAGAGAAAGUGGAUGACUCCCUGUUGCAGGAUCAGAAGAGACCGUGGUGGUUCAGCAUCUUACCUGCUCUGAAAAAGGAGUCAGUAGGUCACUCAGUUUACAGUGAGAGAGCCUUCAAAAACAGGCUGUGUGUUUUUCUUUAGGAGAUAUUGAAGCCUUUUGGAAUUUCUUCCAAAAAAAAGUUCCACUCCAACCUUGUUUCAGCAUACCCACGAUGACUACGAUAGUUUGCUGCAGAGCUAGGCAAAAUGGUCCUGAUUCCCUUUCCAGUGGUCUUUCCCCUGCACCAGAUGUCCUCCCAGGAUCACAUCACCAAGCACCUGGUGCUAGAAACAUUGUAGGUGCCAGAAGCAGCCUCCUGGUCCCAAGAAGACUGACCCAGGACAUCAGAACAGACCCGUGUUUCUCUAUACAGCUCCCAUGGCCACCUAAGGUGUGCCCCCCCGUACUGUAUGAGGGAGGGAAGUUAUUACCUGAAGCAGUUUCUGGUUAUGCUUGAGCUCUGCAUAGUGUCUGGUGAUCACCUGAAGCUUCCUUGGGCCUCCAGGAGCAUAGAAGUAGUCACUGCGGUUUCUGGGGAGUUUGUUUUUUUUUUGAAACAGUCUCACUCAGCAACUCAGGCUAGCAUAGAAUGUAUUAUGUAGCCCACACAAGUCUCAAACUCAGUGCUUCUCCUGCUUAAUCAGCCUCCCAAGUGCUGAGAUUACAUUUAUGAAGCACCAUGCCCAGCAAACAAUCCAUCACUGUUUGGUCCUCUCAGCCCAGACAUGAGUGGCAGAGACAAGGACAGAGACCUUGGUCCACUUAGAACCCCGCAUUUAUGCAGAAUGCACCUUCUGGCUGCUUUCCAGCAGGGAUCAGCUCAGUAUCAAAAGUGGUAGCUUUGCCACUGGCUGCUAGAGAUCCAGUUGGCCCUCAAGGUCAUCCCUUCUUCUUACCUCUUUCCUCUCUCUCGAACAAGUCAGUAUCGAGAGCAAGUGCACUAGAGUUGUUCCAGAAGCCCUCCUUGGCCUCCCUUUCCAUAUCCUUGGUUUGAAGUGGUAAGUUGCCGCUGUGAUGUAAAAUUAUGUAGGUCCAGUGACCACUGAGGCCAUAAUUUGGAGCUGGACAUACAGGACUUAGGCCUAAUUGAAAAUGACCAGAAUCAACAGUAAAUAGGCUGUGGUGUGAAGGAAGGAGUGAACUACUAAAAGCCUACAAGCCCUCCCAGUAUCAAGAAAACCCAACCUGUUUUAUUGCUAACUUCCAUGAAUUCAGUGUGAGAAGGACAAUCCCUGGGCAUGCCGACACCCAGCCUGCCCACAUCUUCCUCAUUUUACUCAACUGCUCUUCUCUCACAGGAUGAAGCUGCCAAAAGCUUCCAGAAUGCUUCUUGAGGCUAAUGGGGCAGGCCCAGCACAUGGUGAGACACAUGGCACAACUGUCAGUGCACUCUCCCUGGUAAGGAGAGGUCUUGAGGCCAGCACCCACAAGCCAUGUUUUAGGUAGGUUAUCCAAAGGAGAAAAAAGAUCAGUCUGUGAGUCAACAGAAUGUUGCUUCUUCCUCCUGCCCCUCCUCUGCUCUUGGCUCUUGCACCUUUCUCUAGAACCUCUGAAGAAAGAGAGGUGGAACCGAAGAAAGGAGUGUGGGAGGUAAGAUUUGAAAUAUCAAAAGAUAGUCUAUGAAGUGAGUUCUACAGAAGAGGAUGUGGAUGUUAGUGCCUGGCUAAUGACCAGAAUGAGUACAUUAAGACAUAAUAUCUUAAAGCCCA